GUAGCCGUCAUGGAGAACGCUCCGCCGUCUGGGCCGGAAAAGAAAGACCCUGAAAGUCCAGGAGUGCAGCAGGCGGCUGCAGGAUCCCUGGUGGAGCUCACCCCAACCCCCGGCGGCCUGGCUUUGGUGAGCCCCUAUCACACCCACCGGGUCGGGGACCCCUUAGACCUCGUGGCGCUCGCAGAGCAGGUGCAGAAGGCUGAUGAAUUUAUUCGAGCAAAUGCCACCAACAAAUUGACAGUCAUAGCUGAGCAGAUCCAGUAUUUGCAAGAACAAGCCAGGAAGGUACUGGCAGAUGCUCACAGAGAUGCCGACUUGCACCGUGCAGCUUGUAAUAUGGUGAAAAAACCUGGCAACAUUUACUAUCUUUAUAAACGGGAGAGCGGUCAGCAAUACUUUUCCAUUAUUUCUCCACAGGAAUGGGGGACUAGUUGUCCUCAUGACUUUCUUGGUGCCUACAAGCUUCAGCAUGACUUGUCCUGGACUCCAUAUGAGGACAUUGAGAAGCAAGAUGCUAAAAUCAGCCUAAUGGACAAGCUGCUGAACCAGCCAGUGGCCCUGCCCUCCUGCACUGAAUCCACCUUCCAGAGACUGACUAAUUGAGCGUAGACUCUGGCCAGCAGCUCUCACAACAAGGGCCUGUUGCCUCCUUGUGGCCCCUGUUCUCUGCAUUGAUGGGGCAGGGUCAUGGGAUCUGAGGACUUGUAGGUGAAUCAGGAACUUCUUGGAAGGAGACCCUAUGUGAAUGUAAUUGCUUUUGUUUUUAUUGCUUUUAAUUGGGUUGGUAAGGAAUCACAAUACUCUCUUUUGGGAUCUCCUUGGAGCAACAGAUGCCCAGUUGGAGGUCACUCUCAGUUCCUUGAUACUUUGGCCUCUGCAAGAUGGCAGCUUUCUUCAUCAAAGCAGAAAGGGUAAGAGUCUACUAGCAGGACAGGAAUUAAUCUCACACAGUCUAUUCAUAGAAGUGACGUCACCUUUGUUGUAUUCUCUUGGUUAGAAACAAGUCUGCAGGCCAGCCCACACUCAAGGGAGGGAAUUACACACAGGCAUGAAUACCAGAAGGCAGGGAUCACUGCAUCGUUGAAUAGACUUAAAAUUUGUUUGCCGUGGUGCUCAGUUGAGAGGAAAAAAGAAAAGUCAAUUCUGGCUAAAAGAGGCGAUAUUACAAAGUAGUUGAGUGCAAUGAUGUUAAAGUCACAGAUCUGGACUUGACUCUUCACUCUGACAAAAUAACUUAUAGCUGGCAUUCCUGCUUCCCCUCUGUCCCCUCUCCAGUCCAUUCUGCAUAUAGUUAGGUCGAUCCUUUGAAAAUGCAAAUCACUCUUACCAUUGACUUUUCCAACCACUGGAACUGGAGAGGAGUUAUUCAGAAGAGAGAAAUACAGUUACCAUGCUGAUGCACUCCCUGCACUGACCUUUAGGUAGUGCCAUUCCUUUCCUGUUUAAGCCAAUGAUCAGGCUUAGGGAAGGCUAGUGGUAAUGUCAGAAUCGUGGACUAGGACUCAGUGAUGAUGUACAGUAGCUAUUUUUCAUUCAACCAUCCAGCUGUCUACCCAGUAAUUCUGUAAGUAUUAACACCUUCUGGGGUCCAGGUUCUAGAGAA
This is a messenger RNA of Urocitellus parryii (Arctic ground squirrel), 1603 nucleotides long. RefSeq names its product chromosome 11 C1orf50 homolog (gene C11H1orf50). The record is from RefSeq and is a predicted model, not a curated record. NCBI's taxonomy places the organism in Eukaryota, Metazoa, Chordata, Mammalia, Rodentia, Sciuridae.